AUGGAUCAAAGUAAACCGGUGUUACUUAAUUUUGCGGAUAUAUAUGAAAAGUCCCCCCAUAACCUAACACUGACUUCGAGUAAAAAAGGAGAUGGAAAGAAGGAGGAAGGAGAUAGAGAAGGAAAAGAUGAAAUCUAUCGUCCCCCACAUCUGAAUCCCGUCUUUUAUGAGGAUAACUCUGCUCCGCAGAAGACAAUUUCGCGUGAAAAGCGCAGGGCAAUGAAACGUCUACUUGAAGAUCCCGACAUCAUGGAGGAAGAAGAUUUGCCGACUGAGAUUUACUAUGGAGCCGCUCAUACAACGGCCAAAUACCUCGAGAAAAUGCGUGAAAGAGAGAAGUACGAGGAAGAGAAUUUCACUCGAUUGCCUCACACUAAACGUGAUAAACUAAUUCAGAAACAGCUUGAACGUGGUGAAGUGUCAUUUGGUGGCAUGAGGAAGGACUAUAUCAAAAAGAUUCUCGAGAGUUCGGAUGACGAGGAAGAGUUGGCCUUUAUCAAAAUGACGGUAAAAUAA
Rodentolepis nana is the source of this 516-nucleotide messenger RNA. NCBI's taxonomy places the organism in Eukaryota, Metazoa, Platyhelminthes, Cestoda, Cyclophyllidea, Hymenolepididae. The record is from the annotation of a GenBank genome assembly.